CAGGAUGUAUACUCUGUUGUCUGGGCUCUAUAAAUACAUGUUCCAGAGGGAUGAGUACUGCGUUUUGAUCCUUGGUUUGGACAAUGCUGGUAAAACAACCUUCCUUGAACAAACUAAAACUCGAUUUACCAAGAACUACAAAGGGAUGAGUUUGUCCAAAAUCACAACCACUGUAGGUUUAAACAUUGGUACUAUUGAUGUUGGCAAAACUCGCCUGAUGUUCUGGGAUCUUGGAGGACAGGAGGAGCUACAGUCUCUUUGGGACAAGUAUUAUGCCGAGUCGCAUGGAGUGAUCUACGUUAUUGACUCCACUGACGAGGAGAGGCUCUCAGAGUCUAAAAAGGCUUUUGAGAAGAUGGUUACUAGUGAAGCUCUGGAAGGAGUUCCCAUUCUGGUGUUAGCUAACAAGCAGGACGUAGAGACCUGUCUGUCAAUACCUGAUAUCAAGACUGCUUUUAGUGACUGCAUUAACAAAAUUGGAAAGAGAGAUUGCCUGACACAAGCUUGCUCUGCCCUUACUGGCAAAGGAGUGAAUGAAGGAAUUGAAUGGAUGGUGAAGUGUGUGGUGAGGAAUAUUCACCGACCCCCGAGACAGAAGGACAUCACGUAAGAAAUUGCAAGUUAGCCAAGGAAUGGACACCCUCUUUCCACGCAGUUUCCUGUUCUCUUUAAAGAAGAAGAUCCACAGGAUUCCUCUUAAACCUGAUUCUUUCC
Molecule: messenger RNA, 714 nt
Organism: Tinamus guttatus (white-throated tinamou)
Lineage: Eukaryota; Metazoa; Chordata; Aves; Tinamiformes; Tinamidae
Source: RefSeq, a predicted model, not a curated record